Molecule: messenger RNA, 2973 nt
Organism: Cyphellophora europaea CBS 101466
Lineage: Eukaryota; Fungi; Ascomycota; Eurotiomycetes; Chaetothyriales; Cyphellophoraceae
Exons: 1
Coding region: 1-2973 (990 amino acids)
Biological process (GO): maturation of SSU-rRNA
Cellular component (GO): Pwp2p-containing subcomplex of 90S preribosome; small-subunit processome
Molecular function (GO): snoRNA binding; protein binding
Source: RefSeq, a predicted model, not a curated record
AUGUCUACCGUACGGCACUGUGAAUCAUGGUCAAGUCAUAUUUGUAAGUCCCAUGAGCGAGUGACGGCAAAACUCAUUACUUACGUCUACAGGAAGUUCGAGCACUCGAAGACCUUUGGCCAGAUUUGCUCCGCCGCCUCCAACGCUGUUUGGGAUUCUUCCAGCGACAAUGCUCCUCAAUCGUCUCGGUCCACGGUAGCUGGAUCCGGCCGGGCCAUCGUCGGCGCCAACGAAAGCGUUCUGACAUGGGACAUCAAGAAGGGAGAGCUGGUGGAUACAUGGAGGGUAAGCGACGACAGUGCUCCUGUCACGGUUAUCACAAGAUGCGCCGCUGCACCCGAUCUCUACGCGGUCGGGUAUAAUGACGGCAAGAUCCGGGUCUGGGACGCAGUGACAUCAACGAUAAUCAUAACAUUCAACGGUCAUAAGUCCGCCAUUACACAAUUAGUCUUUGAUAAGCCGGGGGGACGUCUUGCCAGUGGAUCCAAAGACACGGAUGUCAUUGUAUGGGACCUGAUCGGCGAGGUAGGCCUAUACCGAUUACGAGGGCACAAAGACCAGAUCACGGGUCUUCAGUUUCUCUGUCCGCAGCCAGGCGAAGCGGACUCGGCUUCAGACGAGCCCGCAGCCUAUGAUCACAUGAUUUCCACAGGAAAAGACUCCCUCAUAAAGGUUUGGGAUCUAUCAACUCAGCACUGUGUUGAGACCCAUGUGGCGCAGACAAACGGGGAAUGCUGGGCGUUGGGAAUAGACCCAGACGCAUCUGUCUGUGUGACUGCGGGCAAUGAGGGUGAGUUGAAGGCAUGGCUGAUCAAUUCCGCAGCGAUGAAUCAGAAAGCGCCGAACGCUUCCAAUAAUCAACAGAAGAUUCUUAUCGAUCGAGGGACGUUCUACAGAUCAGGAAGAGAACGGACGACCGGCAUAAAUUUUCACCCAAAGCGCAAUCUGCUUGCCGUGCACGGCACCGAGAAAGCCGUCGAAGUCUUUUACAUACGGUCCGAGAUCGAAAUCAGGAAAGCGCUGGCACGCAAGCAAAGAAGGAAGAGGGAAAAGGCAGGCGGCGAACUGGAUCAGGCCAAGUCGGACAACGCUACCAUUGAUCCAGCCACAGCGUCGGUGACCGACCUCAUUGUGCCUUACCUAACCAUUCGCACGGGAGGGAAGGUUCGAUCGAUAGACUGGGCUGGUGGCAAGUCAGGCAAAUCAGUCUCAGUAUUGGUGUCAACUACGAACAACCAGCUCGAGGUGUUUGAUGCAGUGAUAGGGGAUGCAAAGGCAAAGAAGUCAGAACCUGCCGAUUACAGCAGAACUCUUUCGGUGGACGCGCCGGGGCAUCGUACUGAUAUCCGUUGUCUGGCAUUGAGCUCCGAUGAUAGAAUGCUCGCAAGCGCCUCUCAUGGAAGCCUCAAGAUCUGGAAUACUCGAACACAAAGCUGCUUGAGGACACUCGACUGCGGCUAUGCGCUCUGCGCGACCUUUCUACCAGGUGACAAGAUUGUUGCCAUAGGUACAAAAGAGGGUACGCUCGAAUUGUUCGAUAUCGCUUCGUCUAUUCUGCUUGACACUAUUCAAGCCCACGAGCGAGAAAUCUGGUCCAUGCAGGUCUCGCCUGAUGGCAAGAAUCUGGUCACUGGGUCGGCCGACAAGAGCGCGAAAUUCUGGGACUUCAAAGUCAUUCAAGAAGAAGUACUUGGAACUACUCGCAAGGUGGCCAAGCUCACGCUGGUGCAUACCCGCACCCUUAAAGUCGCAGACGACAUCCUGGCAGUUCGCUUUUCUCCCGAUUCCCGCCUCAUCGCUGUGUCCACCCUCGACAAUACCAUCAAAGUCUUCUUCCUCGACAGCCUCAAGCUAUACCUCACCCUCUAUGGCCACAAACUACCAGUUCUAUCUAUAUCGAUUUCGUACGACAGCAAGCUCCUUGUGUCGUCCGCGGCCGACAAAAACGUCCGCAUCUGGGGUCUCGACUUUGGCGACUGCCACAAAACCUUCUUUGCUCAUUCGGACUCGAUUCUGUCUGUCGCCUUUGUAUCGACCAACGAUGACGGCAACGGUCAUCACUUUUUCUCUUCAUCAAAAGAUAGAACUAUCAAAUAUUUCGACGGCGACAAGUUCGAGCAAAUCCAAACUCUGGCUGGCCACCAAUCCGAGAUUUGGGCACUGGCCGUUUCCAACACCGGUGCCUUCGUCGCCAGCGCUUCGCACGAUAAGUCGAUACGUAUCUGGCAGCAGACCGACGAGCAGAUAUUCCUUGAGGAAGAGCGGGAGAAAGAACUCGAGGACCUCUACGAGUCUACCCUGCUCACUUCUCUGGAAGCCGACGAGCGCAAUGCCGCGGAAGACCCGAACGCCGAGGGUGCCGUCGUGGAUGCUUCCAAGCAAACCGCACAGACGUUGAUGGCAGGUGAGAAAAUCGCAGAGGCUCUCAGUCUUGGUCUCGAAGACCUCGAGAUCGUACGGCAGCACGAGGAACUACAGUCUGCAAACCCGAACAAGACGCUCGCACCGCCACAGCGGAAUCCGAUCCUCGCUAUCGCGCAGAACAACAUUUCUGCCUCCGAAUACGUGCUAAAAACCUUCGAGAAGAUCCCGGCUGCAUCGCUACAGGACGCACUUCUUGUACUCUCAUUCUCGCAGUUACCGGCGCUGUUUACCUUCCUCGGCUUGUGGGCGGAAGAAGGCCGCAAUGCUGCUCUGACAUGUCGCAUAUUGGUGUUUAUGCUCAAGGUUCAUCAGCGGCAGUUAGUAAGCCAAGGCGGGCUCAAAGCCGACCUAGAGACGCUAAAGCAUAAGCUGCGAACAUUACUUGAGGGACGAAGGCGUGAGGCCGGGUGGAACCUUGCCGGCCUACGAGUCCUUGGUAGGCGUGUUGCCGAACAGGAAGACAGCAAAGGCUGGCUAGAGGGAGUAGAGGAAGAGGUACCCGUGAAAGAGACCAAAGGUAUCAAAAGGAGCUUCAUCAGUGUGGCCUGA